ACUAGUUCUGAAAUCUCACGAUAAAAAAUAAUAAAUAAAGUGAUAAAAUAUUAAAUAAAAACGAAAAGAAAUAAAAUAUUCAAUUGAAGUUGUUACAAUCAUGUCGGUUCGUGUUUUUCUUGUAUUUUCUUCACUUCUUGUUCUGAGUUAUGCUCAGAUGUUUCCGAAACAACCACAAGGGGGAGAUCCAAAAGGAGUUUGCACAAUCAAUGGUCGUGUUUACUAUGGAAUUGAUUGUUGGUGUUAUACAAGUCGCACCGGUUCUGUUUUACUCUUCUCCGUCUUCAUCAUCCUUAUCGCUUUCUUCUUCUUGAGUGGAUGCAUUUGGACGUGCAUAUUCAGAACGUAUAAAAGAUUAUUCCGUAGGAGAGAUUACGAAGGGGCAAGCUUGCAUUCAUCGAGACAUUCAUUGAGACGACAAACGCAUGUGUGGAAUAAUUAAAAGUUCAUCGAGUAGUUCAAUACAACGCUCACUGUUCCAUUAUCGUUGUUGUGAAAUUUAUUAUAAUUUUAACUUAGCUUAUUCAGAAUGAUUCUCUUCUUAAGACUCUCGUCGUUUUUAUUUUAUAAUUUGAUAUUCAAACGAUUUAAAAUAAAUAAAAUUUAUGAAAAACUUUA
Clunio marinus is the source of this 618-nucleotide messenger RNA. NCBI's taxonomy places the organism in Eukaryota, Metazoa, Arthropoda, Insecta, Diptera, Chironomidae. The record is from the annotation of a GenBank genome assembly.